GGAGCUCCGGUCCCAGAGCAGCCACCGCGAUGAGAGGCGCUCGCCGCGCCUGGGAUUUUCUCUUCGUCCUGCAGCUCUUGCUUCGCGUCCAGACAGGCUCUUCUCAGCCAUCUGUGAGUCCAGAGGAACUGUCUCCACCAUCCAUCCAUCCAGCAAAAUCAGAGUUAAUCGUCAGUGCUGGCGAUGAGAUUAGGCUGUUCUGCACCGAUCCAGGAUCUGUCAAAUGGACUUUUGAGACCCUGGGUCAGCUGAGUGAGAAUACACACGCAGAGUGGAUCGUGGAGAAAGCAGAGGCCAUGAAUACAGGCAAUUAUACAUGCACCAAUGAAGGCGGUUUAAGCAGUUCCAUUUAUGUGUUUGUUAGAGAUCCUGAGAAGCUUUUCCUCGUCGACCCUCCCUUGUAUGGGAAGGAGGACAAUGACGCGCUGGUCCGAUGUCCUCUGACGGACCCAGAGGUGACCAAUUACUCCCUCACGGGCUGCGAGGGGAAACCCCUUCCCAAGGAUUUGACCUUCGUCGCGGACCCCAAGGCCGGCAUCACCAUCAGAAACGUGAAGCGCGAGUAUCAUCGGCUCUGUCUCCACUGCUCCGCCAACCAGGGGGGCAAGUCCGUGCUGUCGAAGAAAUUCACCCUGAAAGUGAGGGCAGCCAUCAGAGCUGUACCUGUUGUGGCUGUGUCCAAAGCAAGCUACCUUCUCAGGGAAGGGGAGGAAUUUGCCGUGAUGUGCUUGAUCAAAGACGUGUCUAGUUCCGUGGACUCCAUGUGGAUCAGGGAGAACAGCCAGACUAAAGCACAGGUGAAGAGGAAUAGCUGGCAUCAGGGUGACUUCAAUUUUCUGCGGCAGGAGCUGACAAUCAGCUCAGCAAGAGUUAAUGAUUCUGGCGUGUUCAUGUGUUACGCCAAUAAUACUUUUGGAUCUGCAAAUGUCACAACCACCUUAGAAGUAGUAGAUAAAGGAUUCAUUAAUAUCUUCCCUAUGAUGAAUACCACUGUGUUUGUAAAUGAUGGCGAGGAUGUGGAUCUAAUUGUUGAAUACGAGGCGUACCCCAAACCUGAACACCGACAGUGGAUAUAUAUGAACCGCACUGCCACUGAUAAGUGGGAGGAUUAUCCCAAGUCUGAGAAUGAAAGUAACAUCAGAUAUGUAAGUGAACUUCACUUGACCAGAUUAAAAGGGACCGAAGGAGGCACUUACACAUUUCUCGUGUCCAAUGCUGAUGUCAAUUCUUCUGUGACAUUUAAUGUUUACGUGAACACAAAACCAGAAAUCCUGACUCAUGACAGGCUCAUGAACGGCAUGCUCCAGUGUGUGGCGGCAGGCUUCCCAGAGCCCACCAUCGAUUGGUAUUUCUGUCCAGGCACCGAGCAGAGAUGUUCCGUUCCCGUUGGGCCAGUGGACGUGCAGAUCCAAAACUCAUCUGUAUCACCGUUUGGAAAACUAGUGAUUCACAGCUCCAUUGAUUACAGUGCAUUCAAACACAACGGCACAGUGGAGUGCAGGGCUUACAACGAUGUGGGCAAGAGUUCUGCCUUUUUUAACUUUGCAUUUAAAGAACAAAUCCAUGCCCACACCCUCUUCACGCCUUUGCUGAUUGGUUUUGUGAUCGCAGCGGGUAUGAUGUGUAUCAUCGUGAUGAUUCUCACCUAUAAAUAUCUACAGAAGCCCAUGUAUGAAGUACAGUGGAAGGUUGUCGAGGAGAUAAAUGGAAACAAUUAUGUCUACAUAGACCCAACGCAACUUCCUUAUGAUCACAAAUGGGAAUUUCCCAGGAACAGGCUGAGUUUUGGCAAAACCUUGGGUGCUGGCGCCUUCGGGAAAGUCGUUGAGGCCACUGCAUACGGCUUAAUUAAGUCAGAUGCGGCCAUGACCGUUGCCGUGAAGAUGCUCAAACCAAGUGCCCAUUUAACGGAACGAGAAGCCCUAAUGUCUGAACUCAAAGUCUUAAGUUACCUCGGUAAUCACAUGAAUAUUGUGAAUCUUCUCGGCGCCUGCACCAUUGGAGGGCCCACCCUGGUCAUUACAGAAUAUUGUUGCUAUGGUGAUCUCCUGAAUUUUUUGAGACGGAAACGUGAUUCGUUUAUUUGCUCAAAGCAGGAAGAUCACGCAGAAGCGGCGCUUUAUAAGAACCUUCUGCAUUCAAAGGAGUCUUCCUGCAGUGACAGUACUAACGAGUACAUGGACAUGAAACCCGGAGUGUCUUAUGUGGUACCAACCAAGGCAGACAAAAGGAGAUCUGCGAGAAUAGGCUCAUACAUAGAACGAGAUGUGACUCCUGCCAUCAUGGAAGAUGAUGAGUUGGCCCUAGACCUGGAGGACUUGCUCAGCUUUUCUUACCAAGUGGCAAAGGGCAUGGCCUUCCUCGCCUCGAAGAAUUGUAUUCACAGAGACUUGGCGGCCAGAAAUAUCCUCCUUACUCAUGGUCGAAUCACAAAGAUUUGUGAUUUUGGUCUAGCCAGAGACAUCAAGAAUGAUUCUAAUUACGUGGUCAAAGGAAACGCUCGGCUACCCGUGAAGUGGAUGGCACCCGAGAGCAUUUUCAACUGUGUCUACACAUUUGAAAGCGAUGUCUGGUCCUAUGGGAUUUUUCUGUGGGAGCUCUUCUCUUUAGGGAGCAGCCCCUACCCCGGAAUGCCAGUUGAUUCUAAAUUCUACAAGAUGAUCAAGGAGGGUUUCCGAAUGCUCAGCCCUGAGCAUGCACCUGUGGAAAUGUAUGACAUCAUGAAGACUUGCUGGGAUGCGGAUCCCCUCAAAAGACCAACGUUUAAGCAGAUCGUGCAGCUGAUUGAGAAGCAGAUUUCGGAGAGCACCAAUCACAUUUAUUCCAACUUAGCGAACUGCAGCCCCCACCGGGAGAACCCCGCGGUGGAUCAUUCUGUGCGGAUCAACUCCGUGGGCAGCAGUGCCUCCUCCACGCAGCCGCUGCUUGUCCACGAAGACGUCUGAAGCAGAAUGGGUGUCCGGGGUGGGGGGUGGGGGGGCUCCCCCACAGCACCGACCGACUGCCAUUCUUUUUGGUUUUCAUAAUGGUUAUUUUGUUUCCCUUCAACUUGCAUCCUACUCCAGGGUAGUGGAUGCUCCGCUGUAAUCCUCUUUACGAGCACACUUUAGUGGCCAAUGAUUUCUGUCAUCAGCUGCCAUUGAGCUGUAUAUGUUCCCAAUAGCACGCUAGCCCCCAUUAACGGAGAGCAUUCAGACUUAGGGAAGAGGAGGGUAGGACGGGCUGGACACCCCAGGUCCUUGACAAGUCUUCUCCAGUUUCUGUCCAAUAAGUGUUGUAAUGGUUUAUUUGAGCACCUGGCUGUCGUCACCUCCGGUCCUUGUCAUCAUCUGUAACAAUAUGAUGAUGAUGAUGAUGCCAGAACCUAAUCCCUUGAUGUGGAAAAUAGGAUGUUAAUCAAACAAAGGGCAGAAAGAAGCCUGUGACUAUCUGGGCUCGAGAAGUCAAGUAUUUCAUGCUGGGAGUAAGACGUAAGCCAUGGAAAAAUGCUCUCCGGGCAUGAAUAAGGCUGCUGGCCAUGAGCCUUUUUACUCCUGACCUGGUUUCUAAGUAGUUUGUUAUUAGGGAGCUGGAUCGGAGGGAAGGCUUCUGCCUGCAUUUUGUAUAUACUCAUCUAUAAAUUGUUCAUGUUCACAUAUUUGAGGGGGGAAAACCCGCAAGGUGUAGUUUCUGGAUACAAUCCUGGCUCGAGUCUGCUGCGUGUAGAAAUAGCUGAAGAG
This is a messenger RNA of Sus scrofa (pig), 3719 nucleotides long. RefSeq names its product KIT proto-oncogene, receptor tyrosine kinase (gene KIT). Lineage: Eukaryota; Metazoa; Chordata; Mammalia; Artiodactyla; Suidae. Gene Ontology annotation, molecular function: ATP binding; cytokine binding; growth factor binding. Gene Ontology annotation, biological process: Fc receptor signaling pathway; protein phosphorylation; positive regulation of receptor signaling pathway via JAK-STAT. Gene Ontology annotation, cellular component: plasma membrane; signaling receptor complex. The record is from RefSeq and is marked provisional.